AUGAAGGUCUUCACGUCCUCGCUCCUAGCCGCCGCCAUGACCACGGCCGUUGCACGCGCUGCCACGUGUGACACUGCGUCCGUGACGGCUCUGCUGACGUCCACCGAGGUCGCAUCAUGCGCGAGCAACUCCGGUUACUCCCCGUCCUCGCUGCAGACGCCCACCUCUGCUGAAAUGGACACCAUGUGCACUGACACGGCCUGCCAGACUGUGCUGUCCGACCUGACCACCAUGUUCCCCGAGGAGUGCACGGUCGGCACCUUUGCCCUGUACGCCGACCUCAUCACGCCCGUAGCCACCUACUGCUCGGGCAGCUCGGGUUCGUCCACCACCACUUCGGCUAGCUCGAACCCUUCGGCAUCAUCUACGUCCACUGCCGCUUCAGCCACGUCGGCCUCUGCUUCGGCUGGUUCGGCAGGCACCGUUGCCAGCACGUCCUCAGCCUCGCUCGACAGCGCUCAAGAGGUGACUGUGGCCCCGACCAUUAACACGACGUCCUCGGCCAGCGCAGACGACGACGUGACGGUGGGCGACUCGAACUCGGGCAGCGACCUCACCAUCGAGACCCAGGCUCCGGCCAGCGAAUCGGCUUCGACCACGGCGGACUCAGCUGCGAGCGCCUCAAGCGCUGCGGACGACACUUCCAGUGGCUCCAGCGCCGGCGUCGCCGUGACUCCGUCAGCUGCUCUGCUGGGAUCGGCCCUGAUGGCUACGGUGGCUUUGUUCCUGUAG
Phytophthora nicotianae INRA-310 is the source of this 732-nucleotide messenger RNA. RefSeq lists its product as hypothetical. Lineage: Eukaryota; Oomycota; Peronosporomycetes; Peronosporales; Peronosporaceae. Gene Ontology annotation, cellular component: extracellular region. The coding region runs from base 1 to 732 and encodes 243 amino acids. The record is from RefSeq and is a predicted model, not a curated record. The transcript has a single exon.